AUGUCCAACCAAGACCGUGGACAGUACCAGCCAGGCCCCGAGCAGGAUCAGGAAGGGACGACCAGCAACGGAGACGAGCUCCCGACUUACGACGAUCUCGCCGCGGCCAGCGGGCCUAAUUCAAGGUUCGGUCGGUGGCGGGGAUGGGUGGAGAAGAGAGCUGCGGAACGAUAUGCAGACCUCACACCGGCGGUACGGGAGCAGCGACGAGCAAGAGGGUGGGAUAUAGAACCUCCUCAGCCGCCCCCGCCACCGCCGGACACUCAGAAACCCCUCCCCCCUUUAGUUGUAAAUCAGCCACCCACCCCCGGCAUGCUCCAUGUGCAGACGACGAACAUGACCAUGCCCCCCAUAUCCCCCUUCUUCACCCCCGACCGCACACCGCCCGUCAUCCCCCAAUCCAUCCCACCCUCACACCUCAGACUGAGCAACUUCGGCUCCCGCUUUCUGCCACACACCACGUCCCCCAUCCGUUCCCUCUUGCCCCUACCCGGAGAUCGCAUGCUGCUGAUCGGCCACGAUGACGGGUUAUCGGUGCUGGACAUGUUUCCUCAGGAAUGGACGGACGGAGGGCUAACCACUAAAGGCCCCAGCGACGCACAGGCCAAGCUGAUCUGGCAAGGUGAAGGGGUCUAUCAGAUGUCGUAUCUCGAGGUCGAGAGUAACGGGAGCAGCACGCCCCAGGGUGUGGUCUUAGCACUUGUUGGGCAUCCGGAGAGCGACACACCGAAGGAUCAGGAGUCCUUCCGAAGCCUAAGGCUAUAUAGUCUCGCAAGCCUCGCGAGUUUAGCCCGGUGGGCAACGACACAAAAGAACGCCCGCCCCUUAGACCUACGCAGGCCAGGGAACUGGCAGCCCCAGCAAACGGCGAUCAAGAAGAAACACCACUCCUCCACGCACAGCCUCACCAAGGGUCUCAAGUCGCUCAUCCUCGACACCCCCAGUGGCUCGCAGCACCGCGAGCACACGGACCGCCGCGCCUCCUUCUCUCCCGGCUCGACCAAGUCUACGGCCACGCUGAGCCCGAGCUCCUCCAUCACGCGCCUGGACACGCCGUUUAACGCGAGCAGCGAGAGCCUCGCGCCCGUGCGCAGCAACUCUGGCGACUCGGGGUGGGACGUGGUGGACGAGCUGCCGCUGCGGUGGGCGACGGACUUCGUGCCGCUUGCGGGGGCGCGCUUGGCGCAUACGUCCGUGCUGUCGUAUGAUCUGUAUAAAGACCAGAAUAAGAAGGGGGGAGGGACGCUGCUUGCGGUCGCUACGAAGAAUAACAUUCUGUUGUACGAGACACCCAGGGGUGAACGCGCCUUUACUUUCGUCAAGGAAUUCUACACACCUUUCCAUGCACGGUCCGUAUCGUUCGUUCACCAAACCUACCCAGACACGAUUGCGCGCAGCGUCUCCGACGUCGCGCACGUCCGCGAAUCCUCCUCAGGGCGAAAAUCUCACCAGCGGCACUCGUCAAUGAUUGGCCGCUUCCUGAACUACGGCAACCAGCUCUGCCUCUUCGUCAUCUUCGAAAAGAAGGCGGGCAUCAUCCGCAUCGCGGACGCGUCUGUCGGCGAGGUCGAGAUGUACGAGGGCGCGAGUGCCAACAGCCUAUCGCCGACGUCCUCGAGUGCGCGGCGCUCGCGCUUGUCGAUGGAUGGAGGGCAUAUUGGAUUUGCGAAGGAAACCAAGGGCGCGUGGCUCCCGCCGCAAAGAGUCGAGAUCCCGAUGACUAUGAACUCGUCCUCGCGGCACCACGGCCUCACGCAGGGCAUGUACUGUCUGUCCAGGGGGCGGGUGACGCAUCUGUUUGCCUCACCGCUGCCUGCAAAUGUGCCAGCAACGCCGCCUGUCCUCGCUCUGCAUUGGAACUAUACGCCGAAGCAUGUCAUCCCGCGCGUAUGUCUACCGGACGAAGAUGAUGAUAUCACACAGCCUUUCUUGCAGCUCGUUGGCUUGGGCGACGACGGCAUCGAAGUGCAGGAGCUGCCUCUUUCUGCACUUGCGUCGAGUAAGGGCAAGGGUCGGGCGUUCGAGCCCGUCCGGGCUUACGUGGAUCUUGGCGGGGACACUGACUUCUUGUGCACCGGUGGACAAUGGCAUCGGCCGCUGUUUGCGCAUCUCAACCGUAGCUACUCCACUGCAAGCACGCUCUCCAAUUCUUCGUUCGAUAGCUUGUCGACAGACGAGAUCAGGUCGAAGUUGGCGAGAGAGGAGGGCAUCUACUGUUGGAUCAAGAAGGGGUAUGAGGACUUUAGGAUAUUCUGGGUCGGCGGUACCGGAAGUGUAAUCGACGACGAAGAAUCUAGUGAAUAUUGA
Molecule: messenger RNA, 2307 nt
Organism: Gloeophyllum trabeum ATCC 11539
Lineage: Eukaryota; Fungi; Basidiomycota; Agaricomycetes; Gloeophyllales; Gloeophyllaceae
Exons: 7
Coding region: 1-2307 (768 amino acids)
Source: RefSeq, a predicted model, not a curated record